GUGUGAGAAGAAGUGCAGAGAAAGGGAGAGAGAGAAACGACACUAAGCAAAAUUUAUUAAGGCGUUAUUUGAUCAUUUAAGAUUUAAGCAUUUAUUUCUAAGACAUAUUUCCCAGAUAAAGCUGAAUCUCGGAAACAAUGGCAGCAGACUGGUUGGGUAGUCUUGUUUCAAUCAACUGUGGUCCGACUUUGGGAGUGUACCAAGGAGAAGUGUCGUCAGUUGAUCAGGCCAGUCAGACCAUUUCCCUCAAACAACCGUUUCACAAUGGCGUCAAGUGUCCAGUGCCUGAAGUCACCUUCAGCGCCAUGGACAUUAAAGAGCUCAAAAUCUUGGAAUUCCGUAACGGCUCCAAUGGAGUCACAAAGCGGAGUGUUGCUGAAUCCAGCACCUCCGUAACUGGUUACACUGGACGCAAGGACAAAGGUGGAGGUAGUGGAGUGAACAGUGCUCCUGUAAAUGUGCCCAAAGCUGAGCCCAGGGUUCACGAUGGAGGCAUGUCUCCUUCACCACACUACUCCAAGAGCUAUGUAGAGCGGCAUGUAGAAAGCGCAGGCCAGAGUAAAGGCUUCAGGCGAAGACACAACUCAUGGUCAUCCAGCAGUAGAGGAGCAAAUCAGGUCACACCAAAGAAAAAUGGCUCAAAGAACGGCCAAAUGAAGAACAAAGAUGACGAAUGUUUUGGCGAUGGCAUGGACGACGUCCUAGAUGAAGACUUCGACUUUGAGGGGAACUUGGCUCUAUUCGACAAAGCCGCUGUUUUCUCGCAGAUUGAUUCGUCAGAUCGGAGGGGCAACGGUGCACGGACACGGGGGAAUUCUGCAGAGCAGACACCCUCGCGUUAUCGACACGACGAGAACAUUUUGGAGGCUAAACCCGUUGUGUACAGACAGAUAAUCGUGCCUCACUCAGGGGCAAAGGAAUAUAGCACUGAUUCGGGGCUGGUGGUCCCCAGUAUCUCAUACGAUUUGCAGAAGCGAUUGCUGAGUGUGGCUGAGAAUUACGGUCUCUCUUUGGAGCGCAGGCUGGAGAUGACCGGUGUGUGUGCCAGUCAGAUGGCUCUCACACUGCUCGGAGGCCCAAACAGGCUCACGCCUAAAAAUUUGCACCAGCGUCCGACCGUGGCAUUACUGUGUGGGCCACAUGUACAGGGAGCUCAGGGAAUCAGCUGUGGCCGGCACCUGGCCAACCACGAAGUGGAGGUCGUCCUCUUCCUCCCGAAUUUUGUAAAGAUGCUGGAAGCCAUCACCAGUGAACUUACACUGUUUGGCAAGACGGGAGGCAAACAGGUUUCCAGUGUCAAAGACUUGCCGGAUACUCCAGUGGACCUGGUCAUAAACUGUCUUGACUCUCAUGAGAACACUUUCCUGAGGGAGCAGCCGUGGUACCGGGCAGCGGCUGACUGGGCCAAUCAGAACCGAGCCCCCGUGCUCAGUAUAGAUCCUCCAGUGAGCGGACAGGAGCAAGCUGUGGAGGCGAAGUGGUCCCUCUGCCUGGGCCUCCCGCUCCCGCUGCCAGAGAGAGCAGGCCGAGUCUACCUGUGCGACAUCGGCAUCCCACGGCAAGUGUUUCAGGAAGUGGGUAUCAAGUACCACUCGCCCUUCGGUUGCAAGUUUGUCAUCCCACUGCACUCAACAUAAACAUACUGUAAGUCACACUGUACCAGGGUCAGGCACAGGGUCAGUGAGCCAGAACUUGCCUCAAAUCUCGGGGUGAUCAGGUGUCAGUGUGAUUGAGCUCCUCCUGCUGUGGUACUGAAUCCGGCAUCUAAUUUUUCAUUACCUUUGGUAACAUUAUAUACGAAUCCAGGAUGUUGCAGGAACAGGAAGAAGACUGCGGGGACACAUCCAGUUUGUGGUUCCUCUCACUUUCUGUUUACUGGCCAACCACCAUCGGACACAUCCAGCAUUUUAUUUUGAAUUUCACAAUCUUUAAUUGAUUCCUUAUAGUCUUUACAGAAUAAUGAGGUGGGUUGAGCGAAAAGGCUCAGAUCCGUUUGCACAAAGAUGUGAUUUCAUCUUAUUAAAUGCUGUUUAUAGAUGACAUCAAUACAGAACCAGAACGAACCUGCUUGGGACUUAUCUUGGUUAAUAUGUCUGUUUUGCUUUGAUUCCUUUCAAUGCUUUUUCCUUGUGUGGGGAAAAAUUGUAGCAUUUAGGGAUUUUAUUUAUAUUUAUUUUUUCAAGCUCGUGCCAAAUGUGAUCAAAGUCUGCACUGUUGUGCACAGUCGAAAGUCCUUGAGUUAUGUAAAGGGGUGUUUAAAGAGCUGAUCAGAGAUUAUUUUCUUUUGCCCAAGCAGGUAUAAUGUUCUGAAAACCAUUCUGGUUAAUUUAAUUUAUUGGCCUGAAUGACAAACACACCAACGUUUAAUUCAUUCACUUAUUCAAACAGUUUAUUUUUUCUUACGAGAAUCAUGGAGCAGGUACUUUUUUUUUGUCUAAUGCAACAAUAUGACCUUUUUUGAAAAACAAGCUGUAGAUAUUCUAUAUGGCAUUGCACAGUUUUUUAUAUCAGUUUCAUGAUAAAUAGAUGGACAAGCAACAAUAAGCUCUGAAAGUGUUUGGAUUUGAAAGUUUAACACUCAAUAUUUGUUGAAACAGAGUUUGUCUUUAAAGAAAAUUUAAAUUUUGCUUGCUUGAGGUGAAGAACUUUUCAAACUGUUUAAAGGUAAACAUUUGAACUGCCUGUCUUGUUGUCUGAAAGUAGUUUUCAUCACCCUUGUUACCUUUUGAAUAUAUAUUUUUUUUCUUCUGAUUUGUAAUUUUAUUACCUACCCAUUUUUUAUUUUUAUAGGGUUUGUCUCAUUAUUCGGACUUAUUUGUUUUGUCAUGCACUGUCAGUGGAGAAAUUUACAAAUGGAUUGGAUGUACACAGAUAUUUAUACAGUUUAAUGUAACAUUACAGGUGAGUAGAAAGCAUGUUUGUGUUCGACUUGCCAUAUGACAGAAGUAUGAUUUAAAGAGACACAUGGACGGAGUAGUGCUCCUCCCACUGUCACCAUGUCUCCAGCAUCCAUAGCAUUAAUGUGGCUGUAUAGAAAUUCCGGGAAGGAAAAAAGGGCACUGUUCGUGAAAUUUCGCGAAAAUCUUAUGUACAAAUGUUUUGUGGACACUGAUAGAAUGACAACAUAAUGUAUAUGAAGUUGUUCUUUAAUAGUUGACAAUGACGUAUUGCAUUUCAUAUUCCCUAUUCACCAUCAUACGUUCACUCAUCAUUUGUCUAGUGAAGAAUAUUAGCUGGUUUAGAGAGAAACUGCUUUAAAAGUCUUUAAAAUGAAGAUUGAGUUCCAUUUCUACAAAAAUAUAAAGCUAGAAACCUUACAUUUUCCUCCCAAACCAGGAGAAGUAAGAAUAAACCUGCUGACAUGGUCAAUAGUUAUGGUCGGAGACCAAAAGGCAGUGUUAUAAAAAAAAAAUUAAAAAAAAUUUGUACAAAGUGCCAAAUGUGUCGCUGAGUUGAAAUCCAGAUGUUUAUGCUAUAUUAGCUGCACUAUCUUACCUGAAGGUUGAGGUAUUAUUUAGCUCAGUGUCACUUAAAGCAGACACUUAAAUCCUAGCUAUAAAAAUGCCUAGCGUAGUUUUCAGCUGUUCAGUCUUCUAGUUCCUUAAUUCAUAGCAAAGCAACCAACAGAGUUUGGAUUUUGCCUUGUCACUGACUCUUGCAAUAUUAUAUCUUGAGGGACUUUAUGCAGUGAGUGAUCAAAGUAGUUUCAACGUCUGAGAGCUGAUGUGCGUCUCAAGAUCGCAAAGCUUCUAAAUGGCCUUUCAUGCAAGAGAUUCUGCUACAGUUCUCUGCAUUAAGAAGAUUUUUAAAUGUUCUUUCUUGUUUAAGGCCUUUAUAAGUGAGGACAGUGAUAACACAAUCUUUCAAAUGUUUCUGAGGAAUAGCCCUGAUCAUUUCUUGGCAUUUUAUUUAAAAAGUUGGAAAUUAUGCUGGUAAAAGGCUUAGUAGCUUAUUUAUGAUUGGAUUUUGUGCUGUACUUUAAACCAGCUGUUUAAAGUGUUUGUUCGGCGCAAACUGCUGAGCAUAUUCUGUGCAGAGAAAUGCACUUGUAUCAUUCCAGGACUGUGAGGUUUAACUUUCCUACCCCCCGUUUUUCUUUGGCUAGAGUAAUUUGUUUGUUCAUUAUCUUUGAAAAGAGACCAAAAAUGUUUGGUUUUUUUUACCCACGAAUAGACUUAUUUUGGGGCCAUUUGCAGAAAUCACAAUAUUUUCGACGCUCCUUUUACUUUCCUAUAUUGCAGUAAGAGUGGGUGUUAGGCCACUGACCAUCUAAAGCCAAUGUUAGUCAAGGACCUCUUUUUUUUUCUUUUUUUUUUUUUUACGUCUUUCACUUUUACAAUUUUGGUCUAUUUUAAAGAUGUAAACAUUUUCCUUUACUGUUUUUUUUUUUUUUUUUUUUUCCUUUUGCAAAAAAAGUGAUAUUUGACUAUCCAGGUUUAUUGUUUGCAACAUAAAGCAAUUGAAAAGUAUGAUUUAAUUUGUGACUACUGCGGCUUGGUUUGUUUGUGAAAGAACUGUCUUAUAAGUUCCAAGUCAAUGAUGUAUAACAUCAAUGUUUAGAAAGAUUUGGGUGUCCGUACAUUAUUGUUGACAAAAUCCCUCAGUUCUCUCGGUUCAGAUGUUAACCAUGAGAUUGAACGAAUAAAAAAAAUUUGACUGCA
Molecule: messenger RNA, 4661 nt
Organism: Clarias gariepinus (North African catfish)
Lineage: Eukaryota; Metazoa; Chordata; Actinopteri; Siluriformes; Clariidae
Gene: edc3
Product: enhancer of mRNA decapping 3 homolog (S. cerevisiae)
Exons: 7
Coding region: 138-1637 (499 amino acids)
Biological process (GO): P-body assembly; deadenylation-independent decapping of nuclear-transcribed mRNA
Cellular component (GO): P-body
Molecular function (GO): mRNA binding
Source: RefSeq, a predicted model, not a curated record